Bipolaris sorokiniana ND90Pr is the source of this 1048-nucleotide messenger RNA. RefSeq lists its product as uncharacterized. Bases 235 to 738 code for a protein of 167 amino acids. The record is from RefSeq and is a predicted model, not a curated record. Gene Ontology annotation, cellular component: Ctf18 RFC-like complex. The transcript has a single exon. Gene Ontology annotation, biological process: mitotic sister chromatid cohesion. Lineage: Eukaryota; Fungi; Ascomycota; Dothideomycetes; Pleosporales; Pleosporaceae.
GUGCUCUUGGAAUUUUAUUUCCUUGAAUCUCGCUUGAUCAUGAUCAACACAUGGCAACAAGACAGGGCAAAGUUGUAUGUAGUGAGGCUAUGAAACCCCCACAUCCAACUGCCCCACCAAAGCUUUGUCGCGUCGCGUCUGCAAAGUAUCCCCAAGAUUCCUCCCAUCGCCGCUUCACAAACACAACCACUUCACACGAAUUGUUAAAUACACCUACUACACAAAUGCAACACAAUGCCGUCAAUACCUAUACGCAUCGCUCCCUCUCCACCAACCCCACUUCCCACCGAAAACCCACUCCCCCAUAUCCUCCACACACCCUCCGGCCUAGCCCUCCUCGAAAUCCAAGGCACAAUCCACUUCCCAGCACCCAUCACUGACUCUGAACCCUCAACUCAAAUCGGCAAACUCGUGUUUCCGCACUAUAACCCAGACACCAACGACCCGAGCGAUACCAAAUGGAUGAAGCGCGUGUACAUGUAUAUUGGCAAGGGCCAACGGAUGACGGGCGAAUGUAAAAAGUUGGCGAAUCCGAUUGCUGUGCUGCGUAAGAGGAUUGGUGAGGAUGGUGGAGAGGAUGGUGGAGAGGAUGGUGGAGAGGAUGUGGAUAUGGGGGGUAUAGAGGGCGAGGGUGAGGGGGGAAAAGAGGGGGAACUGGAGAUUGUAGAGGUGGUGAGGUAUAGGGUUGUUUUUUCUGCGAGGCCGGAACCGAUUACUGGGGUUGCUGAGGUGUCAUGAUGCGAUUCUAAGAUGCUAGUUGCUGGGCUUUGCGAGUAACUGUAGAUAUCGCCAAACAUCCAAAACGCAGCGCGACAGGACGAAACAUACAUCCACGUCGAAUGCGCAUGUCACGUGGGGGCGACAUAGAUCAGACGGAAGCGUUAGACUCGACGACCAUGUCAGAGAAACUUGCCCAUCUCUCUGGGCCGGUACCAGAGGCCUGCUCGAUGGUAGUCGCCCGUACCCGCGCACCUGGUCGCAAGGCUACACUCUAAUUUCGGUGACAUCCAGAUACGAUUCCAGGAUGCUAACUUGAAUCACCUAAAUU